Myotis lucifugus (little brown bat) is the source of this 520-nucleotide messenger RNA. Its product is annotated as small EDRK-rich factor 1. The transcript has a single exon. The record is from RefSeq and is a predicted model, not a curated record. The coding region runs from base 18 to 317 and encodes 99 amino acids. Lineage: Eukaryota; Metazoa; Chordata; Mammalia; Chiroptera; Vespertilionidae.
UCAGUGCGGUGGUCGGCAUGGCCGGUGAGUGUGCGGACAGGUUGGGGAAGGGGCAGGGAAGCCGGCGGGUCACCCAGGCGCGGCCGGUGGGGAAUCCCCUUCGUACUGACCUGUCUUCAGACAGCAGAGACGGAGGUGGAAAUCAACGAGAACUUGCCCGCCAGAAAAACAUGAAGAAAUCCCAGGAAAUUAGCAAGGGAAAAAGAAAAGAGGACAGCUUGACUGCCUCUCAGAGAAAACAGAGAGACUCUGAGAUCAUGCAACAAAAGCAGAAAGCAGCUAAUGAGAAGAAGUCUAUGCAGACAAGAGAAAAAUGAUGACUGACAAUUUGGAAAACCUGGGUGCUACUGCCAACUAGGUGUAUUAUAAGCUCUAUGACCAAGAUUUUGUAGAGUGAACAGUCAUUACAUAUGUUACAACAUAUCUUUAUAAAAACUAUUUUACCUUUCGGUCUGACUUAGUGUAAUGUUUCAGAACCAUUCUUCAAAGAAUAAAACACUAACCAUGCAUGUGAAAAAAA